AUGGCGGGCCCUCGCAAUAGCGCGCCGCUCCCCUCCUCGUUCGACGAAGAUGCCGACUUCUACAAUGAAAACACUCUCGACAAGAUGUGGCGCCGCUUCCGCGAAGAACCCCUCAUUCCUCUCGGCUGCGGUCUGACCGUCUGGGCCAUUGUAGGCGCCACACGUUCAAUGCGCAAAGGCGACCACAAGAUGACCAAUAUGUACUUCCGUCGCCGUUUAUACGCCCAGGGAUUCACCAUCGCAGUGCUUGUCGCUGGAAACUUGUACUGGCAGAAGGACCGCGUGAAGAGGAAGGACUACGAGAAGCAUGUAGCCGAGAAGGAGCGCAUGGAUAAGAGGGAAAGGUGGCUGAAGGAGCUCGAGGUGCGCGAUGAGGAGGAGAAGGAGUGGAAAGAUAGGAUGGCGAAGAGAGCGAGAGGGGUCCAGGAAGAGGCCAGGGGCGUAACACAGCAAGUGGCAGACAAGACAAAGGAGUUGAAGGAUCAGGUGGUGGGGAAAUAA
Molecule: messenger RNA, 501 nt
Organism: Ascochyta rabiei
Lineage: Eukaryota; Fungi; Ascomycota; Dothideomycetes; Pleosporales; Didymellaceae
Product: Respiratory supercomplex factor 1, mitochondrial
Exons: 2
Coding region: 1-501 (166 amino acids)
Biological process (GO): mitochondrial respirasome assembly
Cellular component (GO): mitochondrion
Source: RefSeq, a predicted model, not a curated record